AUACUGUACAUCAUAAAACUAUAGCUGUAAAUUUAGUUGAUGCGUCGUCCUUGGCCAUCAAAUGGUUAACUGACUGAGUCGCUACUGUUUUCCAGCCCUGAUAGGUCGUUCACAUGACAUAACAUCAGAACGUUACGUGAUCUGACAUAACACCGUGUGCGCAUGCGCAGUAUUGUGUUUUCAAAGACCUUUACAGCUCGUCGAAGAGGCGCAUAUUGACAGCGUCAUGAGCCGACUAAGCGUGAUGGCUGCGCUCAUGACUAGGGCGUGUGGGGCUCACAAGUUCCUGAGCAAUAAUACUUUCCCACUCUGUGGCAUUCAUGUUCGGAGUCUCCGUACAAAUGCAAGAACACUCCAUGCUGCAUCCACUAGUCUGGCUGUGAAAUUUCGGCCUCUCUAUGUCUUGGUGGGAACUGGUGGAGGUUACAUAGGCUACAGACAGUAUGAAAGUUACAAGGAUCACCGCCUGGAGAAUUUAGGCAUUGAGUUUCCACGGAAAGUAGCAUACUCCUGGGAGGUUGCUCUUUACAAGUCUGUGCCCACAAGACUACUAUCUCGCGCCUGGGGCCGCCUGAAUCAGGUGGAAUUGCCAACAUGGUUGCGUAAACCAGUGUAUAGUUUAUACAUUUGGACAUUUGGGGUAAAUAUGAAGGAAGCUGCAGUGGAAGAUCUGCACCAAUAUCGCAACCUCAGUGAGUUCUUCCGUAGAAAGCUGAAGCCACAGGCCCGACCAGUGUGCGACUCCCAUAUUAUGAUAAGUCCAUCUGAUGGAAAAAUCCUACACUUUGGCAGAGUGAAAAACUGUGAGGUGGAACAGGUUAAAGGGGUCACAUACUCUCUGGAGUCCUUUCUGGGGCCACAGACCUGGACUGAAAACGUGUCUGUCAGCAAAACUUCAUUUCAGGACAAGUUGGUGACAAAAGAAGGAAACCAGUUGUAUCAUUGUGUCAUUUAUCUGGCACCUGGGGACUAUCACUGCUUCCACUCACCCACUGAUUGGAAUGUGCAUCACCGCAGGCAUUUUCCUGGCUCCCUCAUGUCGGUGAAUCCAGGAGUAGCUCGUUGGAUAAAAGAGCUCUUCUGUUAUAAUGAGCGAGUCGUACUUACAGGUGGCUGGAAACAUGGAUUCUUUUCCCUGACGGCAGUGGGGGCCACAAAUGUGGGCUCUAUACGCAUAUAUUUUGAUAGGGAUUUACAGACUAACAGCCCUCGCUACAGUAAAGGCUCUCACAACGAUUUAAGCUAUGUAACGAACAAUAAUCAGGAUGGAAUUGUUAUGAGGAAAGGAGACCAACUAGGAGAAUUUAACCUUGGUUCCACCAUUGUCUUGAUCUUUGAGGCGCCAAAAGAUUUCACUUUUAACUUGAAGGCUGGGCAGAAAAUACAUUUUGGUGAAGCUGUGGGUUCUAUGUAGAACACCAUUUGUAAUCCUGCCUUGAAGAUGAAACAUGUGCCCAGUUGCACUGUUCUGCUCUGAAGAAGCCUGGUGCUGACACACACGCGGCAGUGUCUCUGCAGAUGUAAAUGUCUGCACAUGCUAAACAUAGUGGUGGUGGUAGUAGCUGCACAAACCAUCUGCUCUGCCCACUGCAUCAUACACCAGCCCCUUCCUACUCUCACUCAGCACUUAUUUUUGGUUGCUUCCAUUUUUUUCUCUCUCCUUGUUUAAGAGAUGUUGGUUGUUGACUUUUGCAAUGCUGUGCUGGAGCAGCUUGUUGCCAUUUUUAAAAAAAAUGAAGAAUGUCUAUUUUUUAUGACAGCAAUCAUUUUUGUAACCUUUGAAAAUCUGCUACUUUUAUCAGUCGAUGGAGGAAUGCCAUAUACUAGGAAGAGAAAGGACAAACUGCCAACCUCAGGGAAGUGCUACCCUUAAGGCAGCCUCUGUCCCAACACUGACAUUCACCCAAAUGAUGACUAAAUUGACGCCAUCUUAUAGACCGGAAAAUGAAGGUCAGAUUCCUGUGUGCAGAACCUGCUUCAGAUAUGUGGGUGGAGGAUUAGCACUAUGGAUUUUUACUGAAACCUUGGAGAAGCUGUAGCACUUCUCUUUUUUACUUUGGAAGGGUACAAUUUAUGUAAUACAUUAAUUCAUUUAAUAGUUAACAUUUUGAAAUAAAAUAAUAAAAGAUCCAAUAAAAAACA
This is a messenger RNA of Bombina bombina (fire-bellied toad), 2142 nucleotides long. RefSeq names its product phosphatidylserine decarboxylase proenzyme, mitochondrial. Gene Ontology annotation, biological process: phosphatidylethanolamine biosynthetic process. Bases 227 to 1414 code for a protein of 395 amino acids. Gene Ontology annotation, cellular component: mitochondrion. Gene Ontology annotation, molecular function: phosphatidylserine decarboxylase activity. The record is from RefSeq and is a predicted model, not a curated record. The transcript is spliced from 8 exons. Lineage: Eukaryota; Metazoa; Chordata; Amphibia; Anura; Bombinatoridae.